CUUGCGUAGGCUUCACAUCAAAUAACUGCAGUGCAAUGCACAGGACACGGAAAGACUUGAAUUAGUGGCUUAGUUGCUCCAAUACAGUUGAAACGGCCUUGCUUUUUAGAUAGGCUAUUUAAUUCAAUUUUGAAGAUAGCGGCACAAUUGCAUUGGCUUUCUGACAUGGAAGAUGCCAAGAAAAGAAAUAAGGUGACUUCAUUGUGCGUGGGUUGUGGGCAUCAGAUCCUGGAUCGGUUUCUCCUGCGGGUUUCUCCUGAUCUGGAGUGGCACGCGGAGUGUCUGAGAUGCGCAGAAUGCCAUCAGUAUCUGGACGAGUCGUGCACCUGCUUCAUCAGAGACGGAAAAACCUUCUGCAAAGAGCAAAGUAGAUUAUGCCCCCGUAAAUGUGCGAAAUGCUGCAAAGUCUUCAACAGAAAUGAGUAUGUUAUGCGAACACGAGUAGACAUUUAUCACACUGAGUGUUUUCGAUGUGAGAGCUGUGAUCGCCAGUUAGUCCCCGGAGAUGAGUAUGUUCUGUGGGAGGGCCGACCGCUCUGUACGGACCAUCACGAGUUAUUCAACCGACUGAGUACUUCAAAUGAUUUACAUGACAAAACACAGGACACUGAUGUGUAUGAAAACAGCAAACCCAUAUCACAGUCCAGUUGUCCCUGGUCAUCAGCACAGAAGAGGUCAGAGAGAGCCACCCGCGUGAGGACGGUUCUGAGCGAGACCCAGCUCCGCAUGCUGCAGACCUGUUACAGUGCUAACUCCAGACCUGACGCCCUCAUGAAGGAGCAGCUGGUGGAAAUGACGGGCCUCAGUCCCCGGGUCAUUCGGGUUUGGUUCCAAAACAAGCGAUGCAAGGAUAAGAAAAUAAGUCUUAUGAUGAGGCACACGCAGAAGCAGCGCGAAGUCCAUCCGGAUGUUUCUGAGGAGCGGAUUCUGGCUGCUAGUCCAGAAAGUCAAAACAUUGACAUGUUGGGAAACCCAUCGUGGAAACUCCUGACCAACUUUAUUCUGCAAAAGCACACGGACCUGAGCUCAUUCCAUCAUGUGCUAUCUUUAUCGAAGGAAGGUCCCCGUUCUGGUGCAGGUGAAGUUGUGUCAAUAUCAGCUCAGUUAUCAGACACACCCAGCAGUCUUACUGCAAGUCCCACAGGAAUCAACGAGUAAACAGUUUUUACAAACAGAGCAAAACUGUGAGUUCACCCUUUUCCAACAUAAACACAGCCACUGGAUGACUUUAAACACUGUGAAAAUAAAAUGUCCCAAACAUCAUUUUCAUACAGUAAUAAGAUGUGAAUAAUAUAUGUGCACUCAUUAUGAUCAAUUUCUGGAUAUCUGCUGGAUCUCAACAAUAUUAUUUCUUUUUACUACUUUUUUUAGCAUAUCGCUGCUGUCCUUCUGAAACCUGGUAUCUCCAUAUUUCGUGAUUUUGUUUUACCAUAAUUUACCAAAAUUAUUAGUCACCCUUUAUGUUUGUCACUGGGUUUUGUAAAAAUCUAACCAAUAAAAAGUAUUAAAAAGUGCUUAUCAACUUUGACAAAAAAGUAUUUAAUCAUUGAAAAAGUACAAUGUUUUUCAAUUUCCUUAAAAAACAGCGAAUUUGGACAUGAGGUUUCGGAAGGAUAGUGAUGUGUUGUGUUGUGUUUCUUUAUUACUUAUAAAUAAACUAUGAAUCUGUUAUAAAUGCAUUACUUGGAUAUGAUAGAAAAUGCAUUGUUCUAUAAUUUAUAUAUUUAUUGAGUUGUCAUA
This is a messenger RNA of Triplophysa rosa, 1740 nucleotides long. It is a transcript of the gene isl1b, whose product is annotated as ISL LIM homeobox 1b. The transcript has 6 exons. Gene Ontology annotation, molecular function: DNA-binding transcription factor activity, RNA polymerase II-specific; cis-regulatory region sequence-specific DNA binding. NCBI's taxonomy places the organism in Eukaryota, Metazoa, Chordata, Actinopteri, Cypriniformes, Nemacheilidae. Bases 166 to 1158 code for a protein of 330 amino acids. The record is from RefSeq and is a predicted model, not a curated record. Gene Ontology annotation, cellular component: nucleus. Gene Ontology annotation, biological process: positive regulation of transcription by RNA polymerase II; neuron fate specification; axonogenesis.